UGCCAGUCCCAGGCCCGCCUCAACCUGGGUUUCAUCCUUACCCCCCAAUGAUGCCCCAGCCUCCACUUGUGCCCUCGCGGUUCAGACCUUACCCCCCGGAGGUCUACGUAUAUUGUUAUCAACAAUAUUUACACGCAACUGGCCAAGUCCCCGGACCGCCAAACCCAGUCCUUCCCCCUCCCCCUCCUCCACACCAUUUGGGUGGGUAUCCCGCCGCCUUCCAGGGUAUGGGUGUACCGCCAGCGGCUGCGCCGCUUCAACAUCCUUCCGCACCCCCCUUGGCACAACCUUCCCACGACACAUAUCUGGAGCAACAAGCACCAGUAGCUGACGCUGAGGAAAGCGCUAUCAAACGCGGAAAGCGCAAGGCGGUGGACUUGGAUGACGAUGAUGCUCCCCCACGAAAGAAGCAAACGAUUCACCCCAUUGUUGACUAUGAUUUCGAACUGGUCCAAAACAACGGCGAGGUCCGUUACAGGUGCUGCCUGCCGCAGUGCGAAAAUGUGCCUGCAGUGCCACGCGCUGGCAUACAAGAUCAUAUCAAAUCGAAGAAGCACCAGCAAGUCAGGGCUCGGUCCCCAUCCCUAGAAUAUGUCGAAGCUUUCGAAGAAACUACCGAUUUGACUUCGAGCGAGUCGUUGGAACCGUCCGACAACAGUCUUGACGAGACUACGAAUUCGGGUUGGGACGAGGGGUUCAACGAUUUUUUCGACAUCGAGGCAGCUUGCGAACCAGUUUCUGGCGAGCAGAUUGAAGAGUCGGUCAACAAUCCUGAAGAAACCAUCGAUUCGGCUUUAGGCUCGCUUGCCGACGAUCUUUAUGCAAUUGUCGAUUCCGCUUCGGACGAGCAGUUGGACGAGUCUACCGUCAGCCUGGAAAAGAGUCUUGAAGAACCUGUCAAUUCAGCUUCGGACGAGCAGUUGGAAGAGCUUACCGACAGCCCGGAAAAGGGUCUUCACGAAAUGGACAAUUUGUCACCGGAAGAGUUGUUGUUGUUUAGAUAUUAUGCCAACCGUCUUGAUGAAGCUUACAACUUCAAUUAGGCUCCGGGUGAGUCGUUGGAUGAUAUGUGUUUUCUUUCUAUGUAUUUUGAAUCGUCGCAGCUUCACCCUUACUAUAUAUUAUGAUUAUGACAUACUGUACAUGAAUACAUACAAACUAUGAUGCAUGCUAACUACAAGCCGGUCUUGCUGAAC
Messenger RNA from Suillus plorans, 1196 nucleotides. RefSeq lists its product as uncharacterized. NCBI's taxonomy places the organism in Eukaryota, Fungi, Basidiomycota, Agaricomycetes, Boletales, Suillaceae. The transcript is spliced from 3 exons. The record is from RefSeq and is a predicted model, not a curated record. The coding region runs from base 48 to 1043 and encodes 331 amino acids.